AUCUAGUUUCUCUCAGGAUUUUAGGGACAACAAUUUUGACGUGGUGGUUUUAACAGUAUUUUUUAAUAUUUUAAAGCAUCGAACGAAUCAUAAACGAUUUUCGGAGUGUGUGUUUGUCAUUCAUAAGUGUUAACUUCGAUAGGAAUAAAAUAAUUCGCUACGACAGGAUUACGGUUUCGUUAAUCGGGUUUUGGGUCAGAAUGGUAAGCAUUCGAUACAAACGCUAUCAAAAAAGAGUGUGGUUUAAAAUACAUUGCGAUAAUAGAGAUGGAAAAACAGAAAAUGGAUUCCGACAAAGGGAUGGAAGAACAGACAAUGAAUGUGUAUAUCGUUGUACAUUUAUUGUUAUAAGCAAUGGAUUAAAGUUGUCAUUAAGAUGAACAUCCGUCCUGACGCAAAUGUGCAUGACGUCACAUACAUCGUACGUCCUGCUUCCAUGGCCACCACGAAGCAGGCGUAUAAAUUCCGCGUCAAGAGCAAGUUGCGUCGCCUACGCUCAAAAUUGUUCCAAGGCGACAAGAAAAACCUGCAGUUGACCCUGUUUGAAAACUUGAAUGUUGAUAAAACAGUGAAGAAAAGUUACGAUAAAGACAUCCAUAUUGUGAGUCGCAGUGCUCCUUAUCAAAACAGCAAACUUAUACUUCCGGUCUGGAUGCGAGGAGACGGCGCUGAGGACGUCACAUUGAAAGAACUCCCACUGAGAACGCGCGGUGAUGGUGCGGAAGACGACAAAACGUGGAUAUCUCCGGCUCGCACUCACGGCGAUAGAACUGACGGUGACGUUACUGGGCCUCGCAGUCUUUGUGAUUUGGACGCAGCUUUCCUAUCGGAAGAUGAGACAUGUGACGUUCGUGAUGUAGACAUUGCCACGAUUGAUGACGUCAGCGUGACGUCAUACCACGAUAUCGCUUUUGUUGAAGAAGGCGACAGCGUGUUUGAGCUGGAGAAGAACGUCUUUGAUGACGUUGACGUCUCUAUGACGACAUUAACACGACUGCGUUCUGUGUUCAGUGAAGGUGGUAACAUUGAAGCUAUAGUUAGUGACUCUGCACUCGAGAGUUUUAUGAGAGAUUAGAUACACUCAGUUGAUCUUUCUUCAUUUCUGUUAAAUGUUUCAAAUGUGCUAUUAUGCU
Molecule: messenger RNA, 1133 nt
Organism: Dreissena polymorpha
Lineage: Eukaryota; Metazoa; Mollusca; Bivalvia; Myida; Dreissenidae
Exons: 2
Coding region: 320-1075 (251 amino acids)
Source: RefSeq, a predicted model, not a curated record